GCGUGGCGAUCGGCGGGAGCGCGCGGCCUGCGUUCCUGCCUCGCCCGCCUCCUCGCGGCGCCCCGCCUCACCCUUCUCUGCGCUCGUCCCGGCCGUACGCGGCCGUUAGCGCCGCCGCCGCUGCAAUUUAUCCGUCAGUCGGGCGGCGGGAGAGAGCGCGGGAGGCGCUGGCGCCCGCUCUUUGGCUGAAGCGGCGACCGCGGGGGCGGAGGUGCGGGGGACAGCCGGUCCGGGCCGUCCUCUCUCCCCAGCCGCGGGGAGGAGGGAGGCCAAGGAGGGAGAAGGCGGAGGCUGAGCCCACUCCCCUUUAGGACCGCUCCUCUGAGUGACUGCUGUCCGCGAGGAGGGGGAGGAAGGGGCGAGUCUCUCUGCAGCCCUCAUCGAGCCGCCGCCUGCCCAGGCCUCUGUUCGGCCCUGCGGGCGGCGCUGAAGCGGGCGUCGGCGGGGCGCGCGGGCCGCGUGAGCCCGGGCUCUGCAGCACACGGGGUGUCUGUGUCUUCAGACUAAUUUAAGAUAUAGUCCUGAGAAAGUUGAGACGCAAGGAAUUACAUACAGAACUACUACUUUCCGCCAGUAUUCUUUUUCCUCUUUCCUAUCCCUCUUCUUCCAUAGGGGAGUACAGCUUGGGAAUUUAGGUCCAUUCAUCCCACAGAAAUCUACCUUAUUCCUUAAGGGAUAGGCUAGACGUUGCCUGUUAUAGUACCAGGAGAACGUUAUUCGUUGCUUGCUGAGGGAGCUUUAUUUGUAUAUUUGGAGUGCAGUGUAGAGAGGCAUCCAGGAGGCUUCCUUGCCCUCCCUUUUUGAGUGAUAGUGGAUUCGGGAAAAGGGGUGCUUACGGAGACACGUGACCUCGUUAAAGGACCCAAGACUGAAGCAGCACUUGGCACACUGAAGGAAGCACCCGCUUAUCUUUUGGCAUCUUUUUUUGUCUGCUGCUCGUUCCUCACCCAAUUUCGGAAGUUCCACUGAAAAGAAACCUUGAAGGUUGCAAGAAAAGUCCAAGAUGUGCAGUUCAGUUGCUCCCAGACUGUGGUUCUUAACAGACCGUCGCAUCAGAGAAGAUUACCCUCAGCAGGAGAUCCUGAGAGCGUUGAAGGCCAAGUGCUGUGAAGAAGAGCUGGAUUUCCGGGCCUUGCUGAUGGAUGAAGUGGUGCUGACAGUCGAGGAUGGAAAUCUUGGUCUUCGGGUGAACGGGGAGCUUAUUACUGCUUACCCCCAAGUGGUGGUAGUCCGGGUACCAACACCUUGGGUCCAAAGUGACAGUGAUAUCACAGUCCUUCGCCAUCUAGAGAAGAUGGGCUGUCGGUUAAUGAAUCGUCCCCAGGCCAUCCUCAACUGUGUCAAUAAGUUCUGGACGUUUCAAGAACUUGCUGGUCAUGGUGUGCCCCUGCCAGACACCUUUUCGUAUGGUGGUCAUGAGAAUUUUGCCAAAAUGAUUGAUGAGGCAGAAGUGCUGGAAUUCCCUAUGGUGGUGAAGAACACGCGGGGUCACCGAGGCAAAGCUGUGUUCCUGGCACGAGACAAGCACCAUCUGGCAGACCUGAGCCAUUUGAUCCGUCAUGACGCCCCAUACUUAUUUCAAAAAUAUGUUAAAGAGUCCCAUGGCAAGGAUGUACGUGUCAUCGUAGUAGGAGGCCGUGUGGUGGGCACCAUGCUCCGUUGCUCUACAGAUGGGAGAAUGCAGAGUAACUGCUCACUUGGCGGUGUAGGGAUGAUGUGCUCACUGAGUGAACAAGGCAAGCAACUGGCAAUCCAAGUGUCCAACAUCCUGGGGAUGGACGUGUGUGGCAUUGACCUACUGAUGAAGGACGACGGUUCAUUCUACGUCUGUGAGGCCAAUGCAAAUUCCAACACUCCCUUCUCUAUGCCUGCAUCUUUAACAGUGGCCAAAGUGAAAACACUGCAGACUACUUGCUAAGAAAACACUGAGUUAAAGUCUGUACUAUGUUUUUUUUUGUUUGUUUGUUUUGGUGUUUUUUUCUUUUGUUUUUCUGUUUUGUUUUUUUUUUUUUGGUGGGAGGGGUAUUUUUUGUUUUUUAUGGGGGAGAAAUGUGAUAAGGUGUGGAGAAGUGAAAAGUUGGUGAAAAGUGAUUAGAAAUCUAGAGAUACACUAGAAUAAAGUUGCAGUUCAUACAAUACUUAGAAGGCUUACUUUUUCCCAUUGAGAGUACUUAAAAGCUGAUGUUAUCAGAAAUCCAAAGUGCAUAACAGAAGUUCUCAAUUGUUUGGCAAACAUGCAACAAAUUAAAUUUAAAAAAAAAAAAAAAAAAAAGGAAAAAUAAAAAAAAAGGGAAGAGAGCUCAGCCAGAAUAAUAAAAAUUUUAAAAAAGUAGAACCUAGGUCCGUAAACAUUUAACAAAUUGAUUCUGUACUCUUAUGUGUUUGUGGUGUGAACGCACACACUUGUGUGUGUUUGUGAACGCGCAUUUGCUUUGCUUCAUUUCUUUUUGAGUUUUGUCUAUUUAGAUCCUAUUUUUUUUUUUUCUAGACUGCCUGAUUUUUCUUAGUUGUUCUGGCUGUGCAUUUUCUCAUUAGCCUUGAACUGUUUUGGGUAACACAUAACCAGAACAGAGAUAUCGAGUCAGUUAUUCAGUCCCUAUUUUCCCCUCCUCCUUUUCUUCCACUUUCUCCUCCCUCUGUUCUCAUUCCAUUCCCAGUUUUCUGUGAUCAUAAAGCCCUGCAACUAUAUAUAUAUUUAUAUAUAUAUUUAUAUAUAUAUAAAUAUAUAUAUAAAUAUAAAGAUAAGCCUCUUUUUUAAAUACACAAAGUAAAACGUUUACAAUUGAAAAACAAUCUUGUGAAAGUAGGGUUUGUUUGGAGGGGGGUUGUGUGUGUGCAAUGCUGCUGUUUCCUGGAUACUUUAAUGAAGCAUGUCCCAUGUACCCUCUGAGGCUCUGCACUGCCCACUUUUGCGGCCCCUCUUCACCUCUUUGCUGCUCUGCUGUUUUAUCUUCACUUGGACCUUAAACACAACUCAUGGACACUAUGCAGAGAGUCUUCAAGAGGCAAUAAACAGAACAGUAUUAACCUGCUUUUGUGGAGAUUUGAUCAUGCUUCUUUGUACAGUUCUUUUUUUUUUUUUUUUUUUUUUUUUAAUUUAAAAAGGAAUGUAAUAAAAUGGCUUCUUUUUUUUUUUGGUAGAAUUAAAUAUUAUUAUUAAAAUCAAGUGUAAGGUUGACUUGUGGUAUUAAGCAGGAGAAGUGGACUAGCUGGUCCAGCAACAAAAGGGGGUUCAGCGGCCUGGAUAUUGUCUUUUCUUCCUAAACCCUCAAGUGCACAGGUUGUAUCUGAAGAAUAUAACGGUCUUUAACUUCCGUGAAGAGCUGCAGAAGCACAGAACUAAAAGGAAGCUGAUUUUCUGGUCACUGAGCAGUACACUGUUCUUCAGAAACUCUUCUCCCCUUGUGUGUUUAUCUAAGGGGAAUUUGGAUGUUGGUUCUUUUCUUUGGUUUUUCUUUUCCUUUUUAUUGGUAGAUGCUUGCACUCAUUGAGAAGCUGAUGGGCCAACCUUCACCUUUUCAGCUGUGGCUCACAUAAAGCCAGUGUGGAAUAGAAACAGGGAGUCAGCUGGUAUAGUAGGAUCUCUGUACUUCUGUCACAAUAAUGUCUUUAAGGCAAAAGAACAGGUAACUGAACAUCAAGGCUCCAUUCUAUUUUGUGGAGAAAUGUUGUGUUACACAGUAACUUUACAUUUCUCUCACCCUUUCAGAAUAUCCAGAUAACAUUUUCCCAUAAUAAAAUAGGUGUAGUAAAUAGCCAUGAGAUUUUUUGACAAACAGUGGGUUGAGAAACUUGCAGUUUGGUUCCUUUGUGAUAAGAUACUCCUCUGUGGUUGGUGCUUCCAAGCAAUUUUGGAGAUAAGUCUGCGUAGUGAUCAGGAAAGGAGGCAAUAUUUGAAACAACAUGUAUGUUUGUUUAUACGUAGGUUAUUGACAUUACAUAUGAAAACUCUACUUGAAGAUUUACUGGUACAAAUGGUACUUGUCUGAUGUAUUUACUCACUAUUUAUCUGUUGCUUCUGAAAUAGUGAAAUGUACAAAAUGAUAUGGGAUCCAGAGUAAGGUUCUUGCUUUUAAGUUUAAAAAAAAAAAAAAAAAAAAAAAAGUAUCCAAGUAUGACCUGUUAUAAUCAGGCCAGUCAGGCCAGUAUUUCCCAUUGAAGGUGAACUUCAGAGACCUCAGCUUUAUAUGCUGUAUUUCCUUCAUUUCCAUAUGCUGAAAAAACACAUGCUAAACUUUCAUAUAGUUGCACUAAAACUACCUGCAUAUUUGAGUUUGGAAUUUUAUGCUGAAGAAGUAAUCAAUAUACAGCUGGAUAUAAUAUCUUACAGUGAUAGAAAUAUUUCUGUAUUUCUUAAUUUUGAAAAAGCCACUUAGAAACUCUCUUACAACAAUAAGUUUCUUAAACUACACCUGAUUAUUAUUAUUAUUAUUAUUUUGUAACAGUGGAGACUUUCUUCUGUUCAAUUUAACAUGUUUCUAAUUGAUGUCUUGCUAUGUCAAUGUAUGGAUUGUAUCUUAAGCUUUGUAUUUAAUGCUUUAGUGUGUUUUAUAAAAAAUUGUAAUUCAAUGUUACACCACAUCAUUCAUAAUGCAAUAAUAGAAGGUCAAUGCUUGAUGAGUAUGUGGACUGUUAAAGCUUCUUAUUCUGAACUUGUGGUCACUAUUUGUGCAUUUUCUUCUACUUUGUGAGCUAUCUUUCAUGUGAGAUACUUAUUCAGGAAGUAUUCUCUGGAGCACCAGUGUACUUCAGAUGCAAAGGAUACUUCUUAAGAUAUUAUAUUGGACUUCAAAAUUCAACAUGUGAAACCAGUGACAUUUGUGAAAUCUUUUCUCCCUCUUGUGAAUAUCUAUCAGUUAAAUACCUAAGUGACCCUAGGGGCUUAGAAAGACUUCAUGAAAACAAUUUGCAUGUACAAUAUCUUUCUCACGCCUCACUCUUUUUGAGAAGGUUUAUGGGCAUUAUGGCUGGUGCAAGAUAAACGACCCACUUCUGUUCUCUCUGUGGAAUUGUAGGUGCUCAGACAGG
Messenger RNA from Lagopus muta (rock ptarmigan), 5028 nucleotides. It is a transcript of the gene RIMKLB, whose product is annotated as ribosomal modification protein rimK like family member B. Gene Ontology annotation, biological process: protein modification process. The record is from RefSeq and is a predicted model, not a curated record. Lineage: Eukaryota; Metazoa; Chordata; Aves; Galliformes; Phasianidae. The transcript is spliced from 8 exons. Gene Ontology annotation, molecular function: ATP binding; ligase activity, forming carbon-nitrogen bonds; metal ion binding. The coding region runs from base 1004 to 1918 and encodes 304 amino acids. Gene Ontology annotation, cellular component: cytoplasm.